AUUAUUUUUCAAACAACAACAGAAUGGGUUUGGCUUGAAGUUUGGAAACAUGUCUUUGGGAUUGUGAGAGAGAAAGAGAGCAGUGAGCAGUCAAAGCAAAGCAUCAGUAACAUUAACACUAACACGCGAAGAGGUGUGGUACUUUGAAAUUUGAAUCGCUGAAAAGUCAUAGUGACUGAAAAAGGAAAAGGAAGAUGGAGAGUCCGCCUUCAGCUGGUGCCGCCUCUCCUACGGUGGGGAAGAAGAAGGAGACAAGGGGCCGAAAGCCCAAGCCCAAGCCCAAGGACGAACAACACACCAAGACCAUCAAAGAAGGCAAGAAGACCCCCCAUCAGCAGCACCAUCAACAACACCACCACCACCAACCUUCGGUGGACGACAAGUACACUCAGUGGAAGUCUCUUGUUCCCGUUCUCUAUGACUGGCUCGCCAACCAUAACCUCGUCUGGCCUUCUCUCUCUUGCCGGUGGGGUCCUCAGCUGGAACAAGCUACUUACAAGAAUCGCCAGCGUCUAUACCUCUCUGAGCAGACUGAUGGAAGUGUUCCAAAUACACUGGUCAUUGCGAAUUGUGAGGUUGUUAAGCCUAGGGUCGCAGCUGCAGAGCACAUUUCACAGUUUAAUGAAGAGGCGCGCUCUCCAUUCGUCAAGAAGUACAAGACCAUUAUACAUCCAGGAGAGGUGAAUAGAAUUAGGGAAUUGCCGCAGAACUCUAAGAUAGUGGCUACUCAUACAGACAGCCCUGAUGUCCUCAUUUGGGAUGUUGAAAGUCAACCUAAUCGUCAUGCUGUCCUUGGAGCUACAAAUUCUCGUCCAGAUUUGGUGUUGACUGGACACCAAGACAAUGCGGAAUUUGCCCUUGCAAUGUGCCCAACUGAACCCUAUGUGCUUUCAGGAGGAAAGGACAAAACGGUGGUGCUGUGGAGUAUUGAAGACCAUAUAACAUCUUCUGCCACAGACUCCAAAUCAGGGGGAUCCAUUGUCAAAUCAAACUCCAAAUCUGGCGAAGGCAAUGAUAAAUCUGCUGAUGGCCCUUCUGUUGGACCACGAGGUAUCUACUGUGGGCAUGAUGAAACUGUGGAGGAUGUGACUUUCUGCCCUUCUAGUGCACAGGAGUUCUGUAGUGUUGGAGAUGAUUCUUGCCUCAUAUUAUGGGAUGCUCGUGUUGGCUCUAGUCCUGCAGUUAAGGUUGAAAAAGCGCAUAAUGCUGAUCUUCAUUGUGUUGACUGGAAUCCACAUGAUGUUAAUUUGAUUCUUACUGGGUCAGCAGAUCAUUCUGUUCGCAUGUUUGAUCGCCGCAAUCUCACCUCUAAUGGAGUUGGAACACCAAUCCAUAAAUUUGAGUGUCACAAAGCUGCUGUUCUUUGUGUUCAGUGGUCUCCAGACAAAGCAUCUGUAUUUGGAAGCUCGGCAGAAGAUGGUCUCUUAAACAUUUGGGACUAUGAGAAGGUUGGUAAAAAAAUAGAGCGCUCCGGAAAAUCCGUAAGUUCUCCUCCAGGGUUGUUUUUCCAGCAUGCAGGCCAUAGGGACAAAGUAGUUGACUUCCACUGGAAUGCACAGGAUCCAUGGACAAUUGUUAGCGUCUCUGAUGAUUGUGAAAGUACUGGUGGUGGGGGAACAUUACAGAUAUGGCGCAUGAGUGAUUUGAUCUACAGACCGGAAGAGGAGGUUUUGGCGGAGCUGGAGAAAUUCAAAAGCCACGUUGUGGCGUGUGCCUCGAAGACCGAAAAAUGAUGAUAUAUUCCCAAUUCCUAGUCCGAGUUCGUUCCUUCCUUCCUUCCUUAUGAUCUGGACUAUGGAUAUUAUUUAUUUUUAUUUACAUUUUGCCCUGGAUUUUUGAUAGCUUUAUAUAAAUGUGGUUGUAGGGAGAAAGGAUAAACUAGGAACAUUAGAUUGCGGCAUAGAAUGACUAAGGCUUUGUGACUAUGUUCCUUAAAUUGGAAUCAGUUCUGCAUAAAACUUGAAUGUCAUGGAUCCUUGGAAAUUGGAAAUAUUAGUACAUUUCUCAGUUCUUCAA
This is a messenger RNA of Arachis duranensis, 2016 nucleotides long. Its product is annotated as WD-40 repeat-containing protein MSI4. Gene Ontology annotation, molecular function: histone binding. The coding region runs from base 195 to 1733 and encodes 512 amino acids. Gene Ontology annotation, cellular component: nucleus. NCBI's taxonomy places the organism in Eukaryota, Viridiplantae, Streptophyta, Magnoliopsida, Fabales, Fabaceae. Gene Ontology annotation, biological process: regulation of gene expression. The transcript has 15 exons. The record is from RefSeq and is a predicted model, not a curated record.